GGACAAAACCCUGCAGGAGACUGCGAGCCCUGCAGAACUGCUAGCUGCGGGGAGAGGGGAGGGUCGGCGCCUGUGGCGGAGCCUGUCUGGGACCGGGGCGGGGAGGCUGACAAGCGGCGGGAGAAGCCGGCGGAGGGCGGGAUCGCGCCUCCUGACAUGUUGGGGGCAUCCCUGGCAGGGCCGGGCCGGGGCUAAGAGCGGCGCUGCGGGCCGGGGUCGGGGGCGGGUCGCGGUCCGCCCCCGCUGUCCCUCCGUCCUGCCCUGUCGAGGACGUGCGUUCCGCACUCGGCAGUCUCCAGAGGGAGCGAGGGAAGCUGCUGGAGGAUCAGGGAGAAGGAGCAUUCGCCGGAGGCUGGAGGAGGCUGACCCGCGUCCCCGCCCAGCCCGCUCCUAUGCGGUACUUGAAGGAUGGCGAAGAGGUCGCGCAGUGAGGAUGAGGAUGAUGACCUUCAGUAUGCCGAUCAUGAUUAUGAAGUACCACAACAAAAAGGACUGAAGAAGCUCUGGAACAGAGUUAAAUGGACAAGGGAUGAGGACGAUAAAUUAAAGAAAUUGGUUGAACAACAUGGAACUGAUGAUUGGACUCUAAUUGCUAGUCAUCUUCAAAAUCGCUCUGAUUUUCAGUGCCAGCAUCGAUGGCAGAAAGUUUUAAAUCCUGAAUUGAUAAAGGGUCCUUGGACUAAGGAAGAAGAUCAGAGGGUUAUUGAAUUAGUUCAGAAAUAUGGACCAAAAAGAUGGUCUUUAAUUGCAAAACAUUUAAAAGGAAGAAUAGGCAAGCAGUGUAGAGAAAGAUGGCAUAAUCAUCUGAAUCCUGAGGUAAAGAAAUCUUCCUGGACAGAAGAGGAGGACAGGAUCAUCUAUGAAGCACAUAAGCGAUUGGGAAAUCGUUGGGCAGAAAUUGCUAAACUACUUCCAGGAAGGACUGAUAAUUCUAUCAAAAAUCAUUGGAAUUCUACUAUGCGAAGAAAAGUGGAACAGGAGGGCUAUUUACAAGAUGGAAUAAAAUCAGAACGAUCUUCAUCUAAACUUCAACACAAACCUUGUGCAGCUAUGGAUCAUAUGCAAACCCAGAAUCAGUUUUACAUACCUGUUCAGAUACCUGGGUAUCAGUAUGUGUCACCUGAAGGCAAUUGUAUAGAACAUGUUCAGCCUACUUCUGCCUUUAUUCAGCAACCCUUCAUUGAUGAAGAUCCUGAUAAGGAAAAGAAAAUAAAGGAACUUGAGUUGCUGCUUAUGUCAGCUGAGAAUGAAGUUAGAAGAAAGCGAAUUCCAUCACAGCCUGGAAGUUUUUCUAGCUGGUCUGGUAGUUUCCUCAUGGAUGAUAACAUGUCUAAUACUCUAAAUAGCCUUGACGAGCACACUAGUGAGUUUUACAGUAUGGAUGAAAAUCAGCCUGUGUCUGCUCAGCAGAAUUCACCCACAAAGUUCCUGGCCGUGGAGGCCAACGCUGUGUUGUCCUCUUUGCAGACCAUCCCAGAAUUUGCAGAGACUCUAGAACUUAUUGAAUCUGAUCCUGUAGCAUGGAGUGAUGUUACCAGUUUUGAUAUUUCUGAUGCUGCUGCUUCUCCUAUCAAAUCCACCCCAGUUAAAUUAAUGAGAAUUCAGCACAAUGAAGGAGCCAUGGAAUGCCAAUUUAACGUCAGUCUUGUACUUGAAGGGAAAAAAAACACUUGUAAUGGUGGCAACAGUGAAGCUGUUCCUUUAACAUCCCCAAAUGUAGCCAAGUUUAGCACUCCACCAGCCAUCCUCAGAAAGAAGAGAAAAAUGCGAGUGGGCCUUUCCCCAGGCAGCGAACUUAGGGAUGGCUCAUUGAACGAUGGUGGUAAUACAGCGCUAAAACAUACACCACUGAAAACACUACCAUUUUCUCCUUCACAGUUUUUCAACACAUGUCCUGGAAAUGAACAACUUAAUAUAGAAAAUCCUUCAUUUACAUCAACCCCUAUUUGUGGGCAGAAAGUUCUCAUUACAACUCCUCUUCAUAAGGAAACAACUCCCAAAGAUCAAAAGGAAAAUGUAGGUUUCAGAACACCUACUAUUAGAAGAUCUAUAUUGGGUACCACACCAAGAACUCCUACUCCUUUUAAGAAUGCGCUUGCUGCUCAGGAGAAAAAAUAUGGACCUCUUAAAAUUGUGUCCCAGCCACUUGCCUUCUUGGAAGAAGAUAUUCGGGAAGUUUUAAAAGAAGAAACUGGAACAGACCUAUUCCUCAAAGAGGAAGAUGAACCUGCCUACAAAAGCUGCAAACAAGAGAAUACCGCUUCUGGGAAGAAAGUCAGAAAAUCACUAGUCUUAGAUAAUUGGGAAAAAGAAGAAUCAGGCACUCAACUGUUGACUGAAGACAUUUCAGACAUGCAGUCAAAUUGUGAAUGGGAAACAGUGGUUUAUGGGAAGACAGAAGACCAACUUAUUAUGACUGAACAAGCAAGAAGAUAUCUGAGUACUUACACAGCUACCAGUAGUACUUCAAGAGCUCUCAUACUUAUGCUGCUAUAGAAAAUAGCAGAAUCGGCUUGCUGCUACGAGAGAAGGAAAGAGCGACCACCACUUGCACUGUGUGAAAAGAUAAAAAACAAAUGAUGGCAAGUUCUCAAGUUAACUAAAUGGAAUCAACCAUUACCAGGCAAAUUCUUACAAAUACCAAAAUACUACUAUGCCUUAAAAAACAAAAUGAAAGCAGGUUAAGAUUUUCUGCUCUGUUCGUAUGUUAAUAGAAAUGGAAAUACUAAGUAUUUUAAUGCUUAGCUCUUGAACAGUAGACCUAAAAGGGUUUUAAGCUAUUUAAAUCUACUUGCUAGUUUUUGCAUAUUUUUUAUAUAUAUAUACACACACACACACACAUAUAUAUAUAUAGUGAGAAGUGAAGAAAAUGUAUGGUACUAAGAUUAUGCCUUGUUGAUAAAUACAUAAACCAAUUUGAAUCUUCUUAGCAUGUUUAAGUAUGUUGAUUGCUUUCUAAUUAAUGAACUUCUCACAGAAAUUUCACUUAGUGAAACCAAUGAUUGUAGCAAACUCAUACUGGAUCAUUUCAGUUACCUUGAACUAAUAGCACAUAAUAGUUUUUUGUUGUUGUUUUUAAUGUAGCCCUUACCUGGAUAUACAUAGUCUGCAAUCACCAAAGUAUAAUAUCUUAUAAGAGCUAUAUUUUUAAAGCAUAUUUUUUCUUGAGCAUUAAAUUAUCCUAAAUGGUAAUAUAUUGUGGAUAAGUCUGGGCUUAUUGGACAUAACACAUAUUUGGGUUGGUAUUGGUUGAAUCCUUCAGUUAACUGCUUUGUUGCUUUUUGCAAGAUUUUUAAUCUUAAACAUGUCAGGCAUCUUAAGUCACCUUUAUAAUGUUUUGUUCCUCUGAGUUUCUUUCAGCAUGUUAUACAAAUGCCAGACAUACAUGUAGCAGCCAUACUUGCAUGGAAACUGACUACACAUAUAUAAUACUGCAUUUUAUUGUAAGGUUUUCACAUUAAUACAGCAAUUACCCUGACUAAAUUGAGUUUUGUGAUACAUGGAAAACUCCAUUGUAAGAGAAUCUUGCAUACACUGUCGACAUAUUAACAUCCAAAAUAAAGCAUCUGUGUACAAGCUGA
Molecule: messenger RNA, 3581 nt
Organism: Cercocebus atys (sooty mangabey)
Lineage: Eukaryota; Metazoa; Chordata; Mammalia; Primates; Cercopithecidae
Gene: MYBL1
Product: v-myb avian myeloblastosis viral oncogene homolog-like 1
Biological process (GO): regulation of DNA-templated transcription
Cellular component (GO): nucleus
Molecular function (GO): DNA-binding transcription factor activity, RNA polymerase II-specific; RNA polymerase II cis-regulatory region sequence-specific DNA binding
Source: RefSeq, a predicted model, not a curated record